GGCUUUUUGGCUUUGCUAAUAGAGGAACCAAGAAAUGUCCCCUGUGAAAGGAGAAGUGUGUCAUUGUCGUGGCCCCUGGUCACACACACCCCACCUCCGUCCCCAGUCGAGUGUCCAUUCUCUGUAAAGCCACAAACAUUCCAAGACUGGACUUCUGCUGAAUCAUCUCAAAUUCUUGGAACUCCACUGGUCUAGGGAAGGAUGGAGGGGGAGGUGACAGGAGGCGGGCAGGAUCCCCACAGAGGUUAAAUAGGUCACCUCCACGCUUGGCUCUCCGCCUUGUCACCACAGAGCAGAGGGACCCACUCCUGGACUCCAGCACCAUGACUCCACUGAAGAUGCUGUUCCUGGUCGCCCUCCUCCUGGGGGCUUCUCUGCAGGUCACCCACGCAGCGCGAGCCACCAACGUGGGCCGGGAGUGCUGUCUGGAGUACUUCAAGGGAGUCAUCCCCCUCAGGAGGCUGAUCACCUGGUACAGGACCUCCCCGGAGUGCCCCAAGGAUGCCAUCGUCUUUAGAACUAUCCUGGGCAGGUCCGUCUGUUCAGACCCCAAGGACACGAAGGUGAUGAAGGCAAUCAGAUACUUAGAAAGCAGCACGAAGUCCCAGGGCCUCAUCAUCCAGGAGUCCUGAUUUCCCCUGGACCGUUUGCAGACUUCUGGCCUCAGUGUUCACUGCCCCGACCCCAAGCUGCCUGUGUCCAGUGGAAGCCCUACGAGGACAAAGAGGACCCCUGUCCCCUUUUCUAAACUGGAACCGUGGCCUGAAAAGGCCCAGAUUAAAGUCUCUUCCUUAGUCUGA
Molecule: messenger RNA, 800 nt
Organism: Equus caballus (horse)
Lineage: Eukaryota; Metazoa; Chordata; Mammalia; Perissodactyla; Equidae
Source: RefSeq, a predicted model, not a curated record